Messenger RNA from Saccoglossus kowalevskii, 3294 nucleotides. Its product is annotated as 2-oxoisovalerate dehydrogenase subunit beta, mitochondrial-like. The record is from RefSeq and is a predicted model, not a curated record. Gene Ontology annotation, cellular component: oxoglutarate dehydrogenase complex. Lineage: Eukaryota; Metazoa; Hemichordata; Enteropneusta; Harrimaniidae. Gene Ontology annotation, biological process: branched-chain amino acid catabolic process; response to nutrient.
UGUGUGCAUUUCGAAGGCUGGCCUUUCUUUCAACAAAACACCGUGGCUUCCUGAAUGUUUCAACAAAACACAGAUCAUGUAUAUUUACAAGGCAUUCUUCAGGGUGGAAUUAUUUACCGCAAUCGCCACCAGAAGAAUUAGGAGAAGCUACGAAAAUGAAUUUAUUUCAGGCUGUCACUAACGCACUGGACAUAUCCCUUGCAGCUGAUCCAACUACAAUAAUAUUUGGGGAAGAUGUUGCAUUUGGUGGAGUGUUUCGUUGCACUGUCGGUCUUGCUGAAAAAUACGGGAAGGAAAGAGUGUUUAAUACUCCAUUAUGUGAGCAAGGUAUUGUUGGUUUUGGUAUUGGUGCUGCUUCAGCUGGUGCUACAGCUGUGGCUGAAAUACAGUUUGCUGAUUAUAUCUUUCCAGCGUUUGACCAGAUUAUCAAUGAAGCUGCUAAAUUCCGAUACCGUUCUGGUAAUAUCUUUGACUGUGGUAAGCUAACUAUAAGAGCUCCUUGGGGUGCAGUAGGACACGGUGCAUUAUAUCACUCACAGAGUCCAGAAGCAUUCUUUGCUCACAUUCCAGGCAUUAAGGUGGUCAUCCCAAGAGGUCCAAUCCAAGCCAAAGGUCUGCUACUCUCCUGCAUACGUGAUCAAAAUCCAUGCAUCUUUUUUGAACCGAAAAUCUUGUACAGAUCAGCUCUUGAACAAGUACCCAUCAAAGAUUACACCCUUCCUCUUUCCGAAGCAGAGGUCUUAGUGGAAGGAAAUGAUGUAACAUUAGUUGCCUGGGGAACACAGGUGCACGUUCUGAGGGAGGUUGUGAACCUAGCGCAGGAGAAACUUGGUGUUUCCUGUGAAUUGAUUGAUUUACAGACUAUACUUCCUUGGGAUAUUGAUACAGUGGCAAAGUCUGUAACGAAGACCGGACGAUUAUUAGUAGCACAUGAGGCACCACUGACUAGUGGGUUUGCUGCAGAGAUUGCAUCUACAAUACAGACUGAAUGUUUUCUGAACUUGGAAGCUCCUAUUCAAAGAGUGUGUGGAUGGGACACACCGUUCCCUCACAUAUUUGAGCCAUUUUACCUACCUGAUAAAUGGAGGUGUCUGGAUGCCAUCAAGAAAAUGAUCAACUACUGAACAGUAUGUGGUGUGAGGGACACACAAAAUAUAAUCUGUGUUUCACUAACAAAUGGAUGGACUUUUUGGGAAUUUGUUUUGCGUGAGAAGCUGAACUCUUGAUAUCACUGUGAAAAGGAUUAAUUUGCGCAUGGUCAUGUAAAAUUUAUUUUGUGUUAUGCGUGAGAUAUUCAUAAAACUUAUUCCGGAUGGAUUUAUUGCUGGAACAACAACUGAAGUACAACUGGCAGCUGGAAAUGGUACAACUGAAAAAUAAAAAUAAAAUGUCACUGUUUCUAAAUUGAAGGGCUAGAGAUGGUUUCAUAUAAAAUUGUUAUUGGGGUGUAUGCCAUUAUUAUUCAAAUUUAACCCAAGUUAUUUGUUACACAUUAAUUUGUGACAUCAAUCAGGUUUUGAAAUUAGAUUGCGUUAUGUAAUAUAACUUUAUUUAUUAUUAUUUUUUUCUCAUUUAUAACACUUCAAUAUCCCUGUCGUUUGGCCGAAUUUUGAUUGCAAAUGACAACAUCUACGUGCACGAUGGGCGUCAGUUGGAAAUUAAAAUUACAUUAUAACCACAGGGAGCCCAAGAAGUAUAAUCAAUUGUACGCAUUCUCUAUGAGCGGGCGGGGCAGGGGGGGCUGGCUAUCGGCUGGUAUCUAGCGUAAGAAAUAGACAAGGGAUGAAGGCUCCAGCAAGCUCAUAUUUUUUAAACUGGGAAAAACAGAAGAACAGAAUGAAAAAUAAAAUCUAUAAAAAAUACCAGGUUGAAGAAUAUUUGUUGCCUAUAUCUGCAGAAUAAAUCAAGAAAACUCCACUUAUUUCUAUUUCUUACACUAGCCACCAGCCGUUACCUCCCCCCCCCCUCCUCCCUCUCAUAUGGAAGUGCGUACAGUUGAUUAUAGUUCCUGGGCUCCCUGUGUUAUAACUGCAGAAAAAUUAAUUUCAGUAAAAGUCAUUUACAUUUUAUAUACACAUGAGCCUAUAGUAUUCUUUGACAUGUGAACAAAUUCACAGAAAUUCAGUGUUCUGCUGAAAGUUCAACUAAAUAUAUACUAUACAUGAACUUGCACAAACCAAUGAGGCAUAAAUAAUACUAUGGGCUCAUAUAAAUGAUGAAAUGCAUUUAUUUUACCAGCAACAGCAAAUUUUACAAAAUUAUUAGUAUUUUAGACAUUUUGUAUACUGUAGAAUACUUUUUUUCGCUUGGAAUUUAUUUUCGCUAUUUUCUGGCACUGAAGGGAUGAUUCCGUGAAAAUAAAAUCUAGUGAAUAUACUUUUUUUUCCUAUAUUUCACAUUAAACUCAUCAAAAACCAGUAAAAAUAAAUUCCAUACAAAACAACCAAAAAUUAGUUCCAGCAAAAAUAAAGUAUUUCACAGUAUUUUACUGAAUAUAAGGAUCGACCCUGCCACUUGUUGCAACAAGAAAAAUGUUUAUUAUUCAAAGAUAAACAAUUGGAACAAUGUAUUGUGAAGAUCAAAAUAUUGAUACUGUUCUUUUUUGUCCACUGCACUAUAAAACCCAGCAUGCAUGUACAAGAUGAUACUAAUCCCCUUGUUGUAAGUUUGUAGUGGUAGCGCCCUCUAUCGGUAUUAUGCAGAAAAACUUCAUCAGUUUGGUGACCUAUGUUAUGUACAAUUAUUCAGUAUGUCUAAUCUCUACCAUGAAAAAUCAAAAUGCAACUAUUUUUAUCAGUUCUAUGCAGUAUUUGUUAAAAAAUACUGCUGUUAUUUCUAUCCAACUGUAAACCCCACUCCACAACACAUUCUCCUUCCUUCCUCCAUGCUCCCUUUGUAUGGUAAAGUCAACUUUCGUCACCGAUUAUAAAAUAACUUUUUUUUUUCCCAUAUUUGUUCACAAAUUUUAAUCAAAAUUUGGAGUCAAAGUGAAAUUUUAUCCAUAAAAAUUAUUAUAGAAACAUUCAUAAAAAUAUGAAAAAUAUUUUACCGAUAUUUUGGCAUGAAAUAUAACUUUGAAAAGAAAAACCCUAGGGUUUGAAUUUUUGAGAAGUGAAUACAAAAUAUUUAAUACAAGACAAUAUUAUGUUUAUUUGUGUUCUACUAGUAUAGUAGAUGGUGUAUUAUAAAAUAGUUGCAAAAUUCAAAAACAUUUCCAAAUAUUGACUUCUAAAAUUCAUAGUUUUGUUACAUUUCCCUUCACCAUUUACUGUUGAGCAUCAUAGUAUAUACCUC